Molecule: messenger RNA, 492 nt
Organism: Coffea arabica (coffee)
Lineage: Eukaryota; Viridiplantae; Streptophyta; Magnoliopsida; Gentianales; Rubiaceae
Source: RefSeq, a predicted model, not a curated record
AUGACACUUGUUCCUCUCACACCUCAGCAGGUGCAUGAAAACCAAUUGCGUUUGCAACAGGAGCAUGAACGAGAGGUGGCUAAAAGGUCACCCAAUUCUCAGGCAAUCAUUAGAGCACCGACCGAGAGGACAUCCAACCCUGGUACAUCUGGUCGAUUGGACAAACGCCCUAACUUGCUUGCAAAGAACAGGGAAAUUUGCAAAUUACUUUUGUCCAAACAAGUUGUUUAUAUCUUAUAUUGCAAAGAAGUGAUUUUACUUUCCCAUGAAGCACUCAAUGACUUACCUCCUGAAAUCUCCUCUUUAUUACAAGAAUUUGAGGACGUUUUACCAGAUGAGAUCCCCAGUAGUCUGCCACCACUUAGAGGGAUCGAGCACCAGAUCGACUUCAUUCCUGGAACAUCCUUACCUAACAGACCGGCCUACAAGAUGGGCCCUGAGGAGACUAAGGAGAUCCAACGGCAAGUAGAUGAGCUCUUAGAGAGAGGUUAG